This is a messenger RNA of Paramecium sonneborni, 1778 nucleotides long. The record is from the annotation of a GenBank genome assembly. Lineage: Eukaryota; Ciliophora; Oligohymenophorea; Peniculida; Parameciidae.
UAAAUUAUAAGAUUAUGAUGAAUGUUCUCUAAUCUAACUAACUGUCACCUUUUAUCACUUAAAAAAUAGUUAAGAAACCUACAGUUCUAAUGUAGCCUAAUUAAUUAAAGAAAAGUUAAGUGGAUGCUAAGCCUAUAAAAUUCUUAUAAUGGGAUGAUGACAACAAAUUAAUUAAGUUAUGUUUAGAUCUCAAAAAAUAUGUAAAUUAUAUUAAUUAUUGAAUUAGAAUUCUUUAUUUAGAACUGGUCCAGCUUCAUUUAUUGUAUAUAUAGCUACUAAAUCAGAAACAAAUUAAAUUUCUAAAAUGAAUUUAGAUAAGGGUUUACCUCUAAUAGAUACUACACUAAAAAAAGGGAUUUAUAUUUGGAAUCAUGUUAUAUACAAUGAACAUAAGAACAUUUAAUAAUAUUAACUAUUAUGUAUAUUAGGUGAACAAAUUAAAGAGAAACAGUUGAGAAGAUAAACUUUAAAUUUAGUGGAUAAUAGUAAUGUGUUCAUUCAUGCAGAUACUAUAUUAAUGACAGUAGCAUCUCUUUUAGCUAGUGAAAUUGUAUUUCUUAUAAAUAAUGAUGAUGAUGAGAUUUUGGAAAACUUUUAUUAAAUCACAUCAAAUGAUUAACAAAGUUAUUAUAAAUUAUAGGUUAUCAAUUUUGUUGAUGGUUUAUCUUGUAGCAUUGAUCAAUUUAAAUGGUAUCAAAUAUAUAAUAAUAUUAAAAUUACGAUCAUUGAAGAAACUCAUUAUUUCAAUGUAUCAAAUUCAUCUUUUGUUGAUAAUCCUACAGAGAUUAUUAAUAAUUGGGCAUUAGAAUUAGAAAUGUCCUUACAAAAAAAAAUUUAUUCAUCUUAUGAAAUUGAUUUUCUAACAUUCCUUUCUAUUGCUGAAAUUAUUACUAAAAGUUCUAUGUCAGAAUUAUCAAAAUUAGAUGUCUAAGAAAAUAUGUAAUACCUUCUAUUAUUCUAUAGUUUCUUUAAAGCUAUUCAAAAAUAAAUCAAAUAUGAAAAAGAUUAUAUUGAAAGCAUUUAUUAUAAAGAAAUCAGAGAAUUCUGUUCUAUCUCAGAUGAAGUCACUGUUGACUCUUUGACAUCUAAACUUAAUUAAAUGAGAGAAUAAGCUAUGUCAUUAUAUUAUAUUCAAUUAGGUCAAUUUUAUGAUAAUCCUGAUUAUAAUAAAUUUUAAUCGGCUAUCUAAUAAAAAAUCGAUCAACUAGAAUUAGAAUGCAUUAGGUAUAAUUUUGAAUUAAUGGAUAUGUACUAUUAUUUAAGUUAUUUAGAUCACUUUAGUGAAUUAAGCUAAUAAUUUGAUAAAAUAGAUAAAAAAUAUAAGGAUUCAUUCCCUGAUUCCUAUACCUUAUUUUUGAAUGAAAUUCUUAAAUUUAGAGAAUUUAGGGGAUUAAAAUAUUAAAAUAUUUAAUAAAACUUAUCAGGAACUUACAAAUCUAAAUUAUAUUCAUAUAUCACAGAAUACAAUAAUAAAUAAAAAAUACUCUAUGAUAAACGUAUGUAAACUUAAAAUGAAAAACAAUACUAAUUUCUUAAGAAAAGAGACAAAGAAGUUAUCAGAGGAUUGGAAAUUCUAUAAAAUUACACAGAAUUAAUGAGGGAUGAAAUUGGAACCCUCAAAAAUCUUAUUGAUGUAACUUAUUUGUAUGUAAUAUUAGUUCAAUAAUCAAAUCAAUAUUGUUGUUAAAUAUAAAAAAGAAAUCAGAAAAUUGGAUGAUGAAAUAAGAUAAUUAUAAUUAUAAGCCGAUAAAAUUUAGAUUAAAAAAAAGUAAUCAUGA